Adineta steineri is the source of this 333-nucleotide messenger RNA. The record is from the annotation of a GenBank genome assembly. Lineage: Eukaryota; Metazoa; Rotifera; Eurotatoria; Adinetida; Adinetidae.
AUGUCGCUUAAACUAAAAUCAAAUCUUGAAUGUUCAUCGAUGAAAGUUGAGAAAAGUUCAAAGGGUAAACGAUUAACAAAGGUUUUAUCGAAAUUACUUUGGCAUUUUAAUCAAGCAGUACCAACUUAUACACCUACUGCUAGUCGUCGUGCUAGAUCAUUUGAUAGAUGUAUACCAAAUUCGUAUUCUCAUGAAGAAAAAAAAGUAAUGGAUAAAAAUCGUGUUCAAUUUGGAUAUAUAAAAAAUUUUCGUAUGCAUUCAAUACGUCAACGAACAACAACCUUAACGUCAAUUAAAGAAGAAAAUGAAAAUGAUAUUAUGAAUUGUAAAUAA